Messenger RNA from Stomoxys calcitrans (stable fly), 1650 nucleotides. RefSeq lists its product as uncharacterized. Bases 99 to 1493 code for a protein of 464 amino acids. The record is from RefSeq and is a predicted model, not a curated record. Lineage: Eukaryota; Metazoa; Arthropoda; Insecta; Diptera; Muscidae. The transcript is spliced from 4 exons. Gene Ontology annotation, cellular component: transcription regulator complex; nucleus. Gene Ontology annotation, biological process: regulation of transcription by RNA polymerase II.
AGUGCUCAGAAAUACCAAACAUUGUUGACGAGCAGACAAUUUUCACUGAUUUCGAUGAGCAAAAUAAUAUAAAAUAGCGCGAUUUGUAUAAACUUACCAUGAAUAAUAAAGAAUCAGAUUUGGAAUUUGUAAAAUUGGUAGAGAGUUAUCCAAUACUUUAUGCCAAAGAACAUACGCGUGGCCACAAAAAUUCCAGCUUAAAAAAUGACGUUUGGCGAGAAAUUUCACAAAUUCUAAAAAAGUCCGAAGUGGCCUGUAUCACCAGAUGGAAGUCAAUUCGUGAUCGUUUUGGAAAGGAAUUUCGGCGGCAACAGCUUAAUCCCACAGAGGUGACAAAUUGGGAGCUAUUUCCGCAUUUAUGGUUCCUAAAGGAUCACUACAAACAAGGAUGUGCAAGUAACAGUGAUGUAGUUGAAUGCAUAAAAUAUGAACCAAAAGUAAAGAAACGUAAGAUUACAAAAACCGAAGAUUACCUGGACGAGGAUUCUGGAGAAAAUAGCGACAUAAAAAUAACCCCCGAGGAGCUGGCACUAAAUCAAAACAUAAUUGCAUUGGUAAGAGAACAUGAUGUGCUCUAUGAUCGUAAAAGGGUGAGAGAUUCCAAAAAUUUGACGGCCAAAAAUGAGGCUUGGACAACCAUUGCAAGUACUCUGGGAAUAUCGGAGGAAACGUGUUACAAUAAAUGGAAAAAAUUAAGAGAUCGAUUUUCUCGCGAAUACCGUCAACUUCAGUUAAAUCCCGAGAAACCCAUUACUUGGAUAUAUUUCAACGAUCUGAGGUUUUUGGAAAGCCAUUAUCGAAAAGGGGUCCCAUUGCCUAUCGAAGAAAUUAAACGUAGAGAGAAACCCGUUGCCACUACCGUGGUAUCGCAUCCUGCUGCCGAUAAUCCAUGGGGAGAUGAUUAUAGCCGUGCAUAUUACUCUGAAAACGAAGAUCACCAUGAGGAAAACGAUUUAAUAACGGAGGAGACAGAAAUACAGGAUCUUCAAGAGCAAAGUUUUGAUGAAUUUCUAUUUCUACCAAACAAAAAAAUAUGCCUAAGCAAUAGCAAGCCCAAUACCAAUCAGCAACAAAUACAACAAUUAACCUAUCAUGUGGCAGAAAUUGCACCCACAACCUAUAUAUCGGGAACACAGCCAUGUACUUCUACAACAAUCACAACCUCGGAGCAGAACAGUCCACAAAUGGAUCCGGAGGACAAACUCACUAAUGUUAUCCUAAAUAUGGAAAAUGUUUUACGUCAAUCGCAAGAUUGUCUUAAAGCAAUACAAACACAAAAGGUACAUCAUCAAAAUGAAUUGCAACAACAACAGCACAAUAACCUCAGUAUGCAAUCGGAUAUGCUGCAAAAAGUACAGAUAUUACUGGAUGGUUUGCAUCCUGAACAAAAAACGAAGGCAGAACGUAAGAUUUUGCAAUUUCUAUGCGAAUGUCAAAUAAAGAUAUUAAACAAUGAGGAAGUCAACGAUGUCGCACCUGUACACAUAUAUUGACAAGAAACUAUUCAUAUUUGUUUUUAAAAGAAAAAGAAGAAUGAUUUGUUACUGAACGGAUGAUGUACGAUUUUCUAUAAAUAAUACUUCUCUUAUUUACAUUCAUAAUGAUAAUGUAAAAAUUAUUGAAAUAAAUUCUAAUAAUUUAUAAGUUGAA